ACAGGCUAUAGGCGCCGAGACGCGCUAAUUCAAUACAUUCUGUCCCUUCAUCUAGAUAACAGUUUUAGGGCUUUAUAUGGCAAAUAGUCUUGAAGACAAGGUCGACUCCCUUGCAAACCGGAACGUUUCUAGCACAGAUACAGAUGCGCGAUACCUUGCAUACACUUCGCGUGUUAUGACUGCCGUGAGAGCGUCUUCAAGGUAUAUCGCAUAUACAUCUGAUCUGGGAGAAGCGUUCCGUCCUGUGGUCCAUCCUGCUGUCGUAACGGCCUGUUACGCUGUGUCAUGGUUGUAUCUCAGUGGAGAUGUCGCCUUCGAGACAUACAAAGCGAAGCGUCAGGGCCCAACGGUGGAAGAUUUAGCGACCUGGUCAGAACCGACACGGCUUACUAUGACUGCCCUCCAGAGAAGCGUCUUCCAAUCAAUAGCUUCUAUGGCAUUACCAGCAUUCACGAUCCAUUCUGUCGUCAGAUACUCGGUCAGAGCAUUCAAUAAUGCUAAAAGCCCUCGAGUCAAGGCUUGGGGUCCCAGCAUAACCGGACUCGCUGUCAUUCCUGUGCUACCGUUCUUAUACGAUCACCCUGUAGAAACGGCUACCGAAGCCGCAUUCGGCUGGAUCAAGGAGAGAAUCCGCGAGGGGAGUGGCCGUGUUCCGCCGAGUAAAGUCGACUUCUAAUUUAGACUGGGAAGCUCCAUUCGGAAGAGUAACCGGUGCUGGAGCUCGUAUCUGGGGCGCAGAAAGCGCGACCCGAAUUUGAGAUGAAAUAUUUAUCAUUCGGUAGACGAUUCCAUGCAUGGCUGAACGCGGGGUACACGGUUAAGAUGACUCAUUGAAUUUGUACCGAACCAGUUCAGCCAUUUGUUGC
This is a messenger RNA of Cantharellus anzutake, 866 nucleotides long. Its product is annotated as mitochondrial 18 KDa protein-domain-containing protein. NCBI's taxonomy places the organism in Eukaryota, Fungi, Basidiomycota, Agaricomycetes, Cantharellales, Hydnaceae. Bases 77 to 676 code for a protein of 199 amino acids. The transcript has 6 exons. Gene Ontology annotation, biological process: mitochondrial fission. Gene Ontology annotation, cellular component: mitochondrion. The record is from RefSeq and is a predicted model, not a curated record.